This is a messenger RNA of Odontomachus brunneus, 1774 nucleotides long. Its product is annotated as NHP2-like protein 1 homolog. The record is from RefSeq and is a predicted model, not a curated record. NCBI's taxonomy places the organism in Eukaryota, Metazoa, Arthropoda, Insecta, Hymenoptera, Formicidae. Bases 167 to 547 code for a protein of 126 amino acids. Gene Ontology annotation, molecular function: RNA binding. Gene Ontology annotation, cellular component: small-subunit processome; nucleolus; U4/U6 x U5 tri-snRNP complex. The transcript has 2 exons. Gene Ontology annotation, biological process: maturation of SSU-rRNA; ribosome biogenesis; mRNA splicing, via spliceosome.
CAUUAGCUUUAUGACGGUCGUCAGUUCGUUCAAGUAAUCAUAAAAAUUCGAGAUUCGAGUUCCUCAGUGAAACGAUGUUUACAAAGUAUAACCACUGAAAGGUUCAAGUUAUUUUAUUAGUUUUUUAAAGAUUUAUAUAUUCCUAAUAACUAAUUCUUCGAAAGUCAUGGCGGACGAAAUUAAUCCAAGAGCUUAUCCUCUCGCAGAUACCACGCUCACUGUGAAAAUAUUGAAUUUAGUGCAACAAGCUAUGUUGUACAAGCAGCUGCGAAGAGGGGCUAAUGAAUCAACUAAGACUUUGAACCGUGGUUUGUCAGAAUUUAUAAUUAUGGCUGCAGAUGCAGAGCCAUUAGAGAUCUUAUUACAUUUGCCACUUCUAUGUGAAGACAAGAACGUUCCUUAUGUAUUUGUGCGAAGUAAAGAUGCACUGGGCCGAGCUUGUGGAGUUUCUAGGGCAGUGGUAGCCUGCUCCAUAACAAAUAGUGCAAACUCACAAUUGACACCACAAAUCGAUUGCAUCCAUCGAGAGAUAGAACGGCUUUUAUAGUUAAAAUUUAAAGUUUGUAUAUUACUGUAUAAUUAACUUUAUUCAUGAUACGAAUUAUUUGAUUUUACAUGUACAAAUGUCAAACAGCCUUUUAUGAAGUAUUGAGAAUAUUUACAAACAAGAGCUAAUUGCAUAAUUUUUUGUACACAAAUCUAUUACAUGAAUUUAAUACGUCAAUAAAAAUGUAACAUCAAAGUUAUGAUUGUAUGUGUGUGUGUAUUUAAAUAAUUUAUAUGAAGUGCUAGUUUAGACUUACAGGUAAGAUUUAGUUGGGAUUGCGAUAGAAUGUUACAGAGUUUAUUAAAUACCAUAGAAGCUGAUUCUAUUCUCUCAUACUAUCCUUACUAUGAUGUUGCAUUAUAAUAGCUCAUAAUGUAGUAAAUGAUUCCAUGCAAAUAGUUUGUUUCAGUUUUGUUAUAUGAAAAAUAUAUAAAAGAACCAAUUUUAACAUUAGAAUUUAAUGAAUAUAUAAAAUGCGACAUAACUUUCACUAUUAACUCAGAGCUACAUAAUAUUCUUAUAUAAAUUUGUUUGGGUAGACAGGUUUUUGUGGUGACAGUAAUUCAGAUACUUGUGCAAUAUUUAUGAAAUUUAUAAAUAUUCUGAACUGGUUUCUAGAAGUUGAAUAAUGCAUUACUUUUUAUAAAAAGAAAAUGUACAUUUUCGAUAAACUUACACACUUGGGAAUUUUUAUUUAAUGCAUUAGCUAAUGGGAAUUUUAAAAGAAAUUUUUAAAGGAGGGAAUUAAUUAAAAUAUAAUAAUUAGAACUCAGAGAGAGAGAGAGAGAGAGAGAGAGAGAGAGGUGUGUGUAGAAUUUGACGUGGAAGAGUAUAUGAAAGUGGAAAGAUGAUAAUUGAAAAAACAAUGGCUGUGUUCCGAUAUUUUUGAUAGCGUUGAAAAUAUAACAUAAACUAAAGCUUUUUAAUGCUAGUAGUGAAUUUUGGAAUAUAGCCAUAGUAAGCACAUCUUGAAGCCGUUUCAUCGGCUAAAGUCCUUCGACUUUAUACAUAACCUUCGGACAUGUAAUACAUUCUUUUGCAUCAGUUAUAUGAUUGCAAAAGUGGUUACAAAGAUUACUCAAGAGAAAUAACUUUCAAACAAGUAGCUUAGAAUAUUUUUACGAAUAUUACGGUAAAUUUAAUUCAACGCGUAUCUUAAAGACCGAAAAAUGUUCGGCGUGUGCGUUUAACACACUGUCAAACGAUAUUACCUUUUUAUAAAUUAAU